AUGUUUCGUAACCAGUACGACAGCGAUGUUACGGUUUGGAGUCCUCAGGGUCGACUCCAUCAGGUUGACUAUGCUGUGGAAGCAAUGAAACAAGGUAGUGCUACUGUCGGAGUGAAAAGCAAUACGCAUGCUGUUCUGGUAGCAUUGAAGCGUGCUGCAAAUGAACUAUGUUCGCAUCAGAAGAAAAUUUAUGAACUGGAUACGCAUGCCGGUGUUUCCAUUGCGGGUCUUCUUUCUGAUGGUCGCAUACUUGCGCGUUUUUUGCAAACCGAAUGUUCGUCAUGGAGAUGGGAUUACAAAGAGCCAGUCCCUAUUCAGGUUUUAAACAAUCGCAUUCAACUAAAACUACAGGCAAAUACACAAAUUUAUGGAAGACGUCCAUUCGGUGUUGGACUUGUUAUUGCUGGUUAUGAUGAAAGAGGAACACAUAUCGUAAAGACUGAUCCAUCAGCAGAAGUUGUCGAAACAUUGGCGUGCUCAAUAGGCGCUCGUUCUCAAAGCGCACGUACGUAUCUGGAGCGGAAUUUAGAUCAAUUUCCUACUGCAAAUGUUGAGCAGUUGGUUGAGUAUGCCUUGCUAGCACUGAGAGAUACACUACCCGCUGAAGAUAGUUUAUCAAAAAAGAAUACAACAAUUGCUAUUGUGGGUAAAGGUACACCGUUCAAAGUAAUGGAAGAUGACGAUGUGCAACCAUUUUUAGAUCGCAUUGCAGGUGUUCCGAGAACUGGCCAACAAAUUGGCGGUGAACAGCAAGGAACGGCAGAACCUAUGCAGUUGUGA
Molecule: messenger RNA, 780 nt
Organism: Brugia malayi
Lineage: Eukaryota; Metazoa; Nematoda; Chromadorea; Rhabditida; Onchocercidae
Gene: Bma-pas-6
Product: Proteasome subunit alpha type 1, putative
Exons: 9
Coding region: 1-780 (259 amino acids)
Biological process (GO): ubiquitin-dependent protein catabolic process
Cellular component (GO): proteasome core complex; nucleus; proteasome core complex, alpha-subunit complex
Source: RefSeq, a predicted model, not a curated record